This is a messenger RNA of Helianthus annuus (common sunflower), 493 nucleotides long. Its product is annotated as histone H3.2. Gene Ontology annotation, molecular function: DNA binding; protein heterodimerization activity; structural constituent of chromatin. Gene Ontology annotation, cellular component: nucleosome. The coding region runs from base 75 to 485 and encodes 136 amino acids. NCBI's taxonomy places the organism in Eukaryota, Viridiplantae, Streptophyta, Magnoliopsida, Asterales, Asteraceae. The transcript has a single exon. The record is from RefSeq and is a predicted model, not a curated record.
CCAUCACAAACCCACAAUCGCACAUCACAAAUCAACAAUCUUCACAUAUCAUCUUCACUCAUAAAUAAACAUUCAUGGCCCGUACGAAGCAAACCGCAAGAAAAUCCACCGGAGGAAAGGCACCAAGGAAGCAACUAGCCACAAAAGCAGCCCGAAAAUCAGCACCCGCAACCGGAGGCGUAAAAAAGCCGCACAGAUUCAGGCCCGGGACCGUGGCGUUGAGAGAGAUCAGGAAGUACCAGAAGAGCACGGAGCUUUUGAUCCGGAAGCUUCCGUUCCAAAGGCUUGUGAGAGAAAUCGCUCAGGAUUUUAAGACGGAUUUACGGUUCCAAAGCUCUGCUGUUUCUACUCUCCAGGAGGCGGCUGAGGCGUAUUUGGUUGGGUUGUUUGAGGAUACGAAUUUGUGUGCGAUUCAUGCAAAGAGAGUUACGAUUAUACCCAAGGAUAUGCAGCUCGCGAGGAGGAUCCGUGGUGAAAGAGCUUAGGAUUUGGU